Messenger RNA from Staurois parvus, 368 nucleotides. Lineage: Eukaryota; Metazoa; Chordata; Amphibia; Anura; Ranidae. The record is from the annotation of a GenBank genome assembly.
UUUCCCCCACUUCCAGUCCGGACACUUUCAUUCCCUUCCAGUCCAGACACUUUCACCCCCCUUCCAGUCCGGACACUUUCACCCCCUUCCUGUCCGGACACUUUUCACCCCCUUCCUGUCCGGACACUUUCCCCCCCUUCUAGUCCGGACGCUUUCCCCCCCUUUCUAUCCGGACGCUUUCCCCCCCUUCUAGUCCGGACGCUUUCCCCCCCUUCUAGUCCGGACGCUUUCCCCCCCUUCUAGUCCGGACGCUUUCACCCCCUUCCAGUCCGGACGCUUUCACCCCCUUCCAGUCCGGACGCUUUCACCCCCUUCCAGUCCGGACGCUUUCACCCCCCUUCCAGUCCGGACGCUUUCACCCCCUUCCA